Molecule: messenger RNA, 2335 nt
Organism: Ascoidea rubescens DSM 1968
Lineage: Eukaryota; Fungi; Ascomycota; Saccharomycetes; Ascoideales; Ascoideaceae
Gene: ERG11
Product: sterol 14-demethylase
Exons: 1
Coding region: 305-1909 (534 amino acids)
Biological process (GO): ergosterol biosynthetic process
Molecular function (GO): monooxygenase activity; heme binding; oxidoreductase activity, acting on paired donors, with incorporation or reduction of molecular oxygen
Source: RefSeq, a predicted model, not a curated record
UCUGUGACUGGCCAACCACUCUGGCCUCGACCUGUAACCAUUUUCUCAUCUUCUGUCUUAAUUGGCCCACCUCAAGUCCAUUUUUAAGUCCCCAAAAAGAAUGCGAUCGGUACGAAUUUUCGUGUGUGAUACGAUCCAACGAGAGUUUAUCUGCUCUCUUUAUAAAUAUCCAAUCUCCCAGCAAAAAAACAGAAGCAAAACAUAAUUAGAAAACACACCAUCUCUCUUUCACUUCUCUCUACCUGCUUUUGAUUCCUGUUUCUAUUCUCGUAUUGCUCUUCUUUCAAUCUUUUCUUACCCCAUCAUGGCCUUCACAACCGAAAUAGUCCAACGCCUAUCUGAAUAUUCUCAAAUCGCUCUUUUCCACUUGUCGAAUCUCUCGACAAUACAAAUCGCUGCAAUUCUUAUACUACUACCCAUUUUCCUAAAUGUCUUAUCUCAGUUCUUAUACUCUCUAAGAAAAGAUAGAGCUCCCCUAGUGUUCUACUGGAUUCCAUGGUUUGGUUCUGCUGUUGGUUAUGGUAUGAAUCCCUAUACGUUUUUCGAUGAGUGUCAAAAGAAAUAUGGCGACAUCUUCGCUUUUAUGCUAUUAGGCAGAAUUAUGACUGUCUACUUGGGUCCAAAUGGCCAUGAGUUUGUUCUUAAUGCCAAAGGUUCCGAUGUUUCUGCUGAAGAAGCUUAUAAACACCUAACUACUCCAGUUUUCGGAAAGGGUGUCAUCUACGACUGUCCCAAUUCAAAAUUAAUGGAACAAAAAAAAUUCGUUAAAAAUUCUUUAACAAAGGACUCCUUCAGAUCUUACGUCCCCAAAAUUAAAGAAGAAGUUUAUGACUAUUUAUCUACAAGUAAAAAUUACUCAAUUGGAUCAGGCAAAAUCAAUGGAAUCGCUAACGUUAUGGAAACUCAACCUGAAAUGACCAUUUUAACUGCUUGCAGAUCCUUAUUGGGUGAUGAAAUGAGAAAAAAAUUCGAUGUAUCAUUUGCUGACUUAUAUUCUGAUUUAGAUAAGGGUUUUACCCCAAUUAAUUUUGUAUUUCCUUGGUUGCCAUUUUUAUCCAUCUAUAAAAAAAGAGACAACGCCCAAAAAUCUAUUGCAAAGACUUACAUGUCCUUGAUCACCGAUAGAAGAAAGAGAAACGAUAUCCAAGAUAGAGACUUAAUCGACACUCUUAUGAAAUCCUCAACCUACAAAGAUGGCAAAAAGAUGACUGACCAAGAAAUUGCCCACUUAUUAAUUGGUGUCUUAAUGGGUGGUCAACAUACCAGUGCUGCAACUUCUGCCUGGUUUUUAUUGCAUUUAGCUGAUCAACCAGAAUUGCAAGAAGAAUUACUAAAAGAACAAAAAAGAGUCUUGCAAGGGAGAAAUUUUAAAGAUGGUUUAACUUACGACGAUCUAUCGGAAAUGUCUUUACUAAACAACGUCAUUAGAGAAACUCUUAGAUUACAUAUUCCUUUGCAUUCAAUUUUUAGAAAAGUUACUAAACCCUUGGUGGUUCCAAACACCUCAUUUGUUGUUCCAAAGGGUCAUUUUGUUUUAGUCUCUCCAGGUUACACUCAAUUAAACGACAAGUAUUUUCCAAAUGCCAACAAAUUUGAUCCCCACAGAUGGGAUGUCAAUAAAUCUUCAUCAAAGGAGGCCUCAACCACUGUUGACUACGGAUUCGGUGCUGUUUCUAAAGGUGUUUCUAGUCCAUACUUGCCAUUUGGUGGAGGAAGACACAGAUGCAUUGGUGAACAAUUUGCAUACAUGCAAUUGGGUACCCUUUUAAGUGUCUAUGUCAGAGAAUUAAAAUGGAGAUUACCAAAUGGCGUUGAAAAGAUCUCAGAACCUGACUAUCAAAGUAUGGUUACUUUGCCUUUGAGUCCUUCUUUGAUUUACUGGGAAAGAAGGGAAAAUAGGGAUGAUUAGUUUGAUUUUAAUUUUUUUUUAAAUAUCAUUUCUAUUCCCAUUCCCAUUCCCAUUCCCAUUCUUAUUGCCACUACUAUUGCUACUACUAUUUACUAUUCACUUAUUCCUUAUUAACUUCAUAUUCGACUUAUACUUUUUCUAUCUACUCUGUUUAUUUCAACUAUAUAUGUCUGUUAUAAUAUACUUCAAGUAAAUCUGCAAACAUCUUUCCCCAUCUCAGUUUUGGCGAUAACAGAAAAAGUCAAUUCUGAGCAUGAGGCGAUUGGUGCAAAAAACAAUAGUAGCUUGCAUCUUUUUCGUUGGCUCAAUAGAAUGAAUUAAACUCCCUCAAGGAGAACCAGUCUAUUGCAAUAGAUUUGUUGUUUAUUUGUUUAUUUGCCUAGCAAUACAAGAUGAGCAGUGGGAUUGGAAUAAAGCUUAUGGCUG